CCUCCAAAAAAAAAAGUGGAAAAAAUUAACAACAAAUUCAGAGAGUGCGAGAGCGUAAAAAAAAACAGUGCAAUAUGGGCAACGCGGGUAGCUCGACUGUGCAUAUGCAUCGCGAGCGCCAUAAGUCAACGGACCUCUCCACGCCAAGUUCUCCCGCACACUUUCGUGACUCGUUGGGUGGCGGGGGUGGUGGCGGCGGCGGUGUCGUGUCAACUACUGGAGGAGGCGGGGUCGGAGGCGUUGCAGCUCCGGGCGGCGGUGGUGGCGGCCAAGCUUUCUCGUUCGAUAAAAAACAUACGGCAGUCUUGAACGAGGGUUCGUCGCAAGAAGACGACGACGACUUUUACACGAGAGCGGGAGCUAAGCGCACAACAGCUGUUGAUAACGAGUCAACAACAGCAGCCACAGCCGCAGCGGCAGCAGUAGCAGCAGCACUUGAAAGAGAUAGCACUAUGGAUGAGCUAACCGAUGAGUAUCAAGAGAUGCAGGCGACAGGAUCAAAGAAUUUAGAUGAAAUGGAAUUAAAGAAGACGGCAUUGCCCACGGUUCUGCGCUGGGAUUAUGGUGGCAAAAAUGUGACCAUAUCGGGCACGUUCUCCAAGUGGAAACCGAUUCAAAUGGUGCGCAGUCAUGGCAAUUUCGUGACCAUCAUUGAUCUGCCGGAGGGCGACCAUCAGUAUAAGUUCUGUGUGGACGGCGAAUGGAAACAUGAUCCCAAAUUGAAAAGUGUGGAAAAUGAUGAGGGCGAUAAGAAUAAUCUGGUGUCGGUGCGCCCAUCCGAUUUUGAGGUGUUCCAAGCAUUGGCCAAAGACAGCGAGAAUGUGCCCAACUAUGCGGAGAAGGAAUAUUCGCAGGAGGUGCCACAGGUGAAGCCCUGGGAGAAGGUGUCUGGACCGCCAGUGUUGCCGCCACACCUGCUGCAGGUCAUACUCAACAAGGAUACGCCACUAUCGUGCGAGCCCACAUUGCUGCCCGAACCGAACCACGUGAUGUUGAACCAUUUGUACGCGCUCUCCAUUAAAGACGGCGUCAUGGUGCUGAGUGCCACGCAUCGCUACUGCAAGAAAUAUGUCACAACACUGCUCUACAAGCCGAUAUAGGUCCAGCAGCAAUGCAUAUACAACUCUUUUAUAAUCUAAAAUUUAGCCUAAGCUCUAUUAAAUUGUUUUCAAUUGCUUUCCCCUCUUUAUAUA
Molecule: messenger RNA, 1193 nt
Organism: Drosophila hydei
Lineage: Eukaryota; Metazoa; Arthropoda; Insecta; Diptera; Drosophilidae
Gene: alc
Product: 5'-AMP-activated protein kinase subunit beta-1
Exons: 3
Coding region: 75-1100 (341 amino acids)
Biological process (GO): signal transduction
Cellular component (GO): cytoplasm; nucleotide-activated protein kinase complex; nucleus
Molecular function (GO): protein kinase binding
Source: RefSeq, a predicted model, not a curated record